AAUUAUAUUAUUUGCGCAACCACACUGGCUGCGCCAAACAGUCUAACUGACACGUGAACGCAUCAGUGGCGUUGGCCCGAGACGCAUGAUACGAGUCCAAUGUUUAAUAAUUGUUGUUGGAAAAUAAUACAUAAAACUCUGCAGACGAUUAAAUAACUCCUUAUGUAGAUGUGCGACAUCAAAACAUUAACAGUGAAAAAUACAAGUGUAGUGUUAAAAGGGUUUCGUUUGUUUAUCUGACCGGUAGAUUACGAGUAAAUCACAAUGCCUCCAUACACAUCAGACGCCAAUGGCGUGCUCUUUGAAAGUGAUGCAGCAACACCAGAUUUGGCUCUCUCUUCAACUCCAGUGCAGCAAGCUGACAAUCGCCCUAAACAGUUAGUGUGGAGAAACAUUAUACUUUUUGCAUAUCUUCACAUUGCGGCAUUGUAUGGCGGAUACCUCUUCUUAGUCCAUGCAAAAUGGCAAACAGAUAUUUUUGCUUAUUUGCUUUAUGUUAUGUCGGGACUUGGCAUAACGGCGGGGGCUCAUCGACUGUGGGCGCACAAAUCAUAUAAAGCGAAAUGGCCGUUACGACUUAUUUUGGUCGUAUUCAACACUAUGGCAUUUCAGGAUUCCGCAAUAGAUUGGGCACGUGACCAUCGCAUGCACCAUAAAUACUCGGAGACUGAUGCGGAUCCACACAACGCGACCCGAGGAUUUUUCUUUUCGCAUAUCGGCUGGCUUCUUGUCAGAAAACAUCCCGAGCUGAAGAGGAAAGGCAAGGGGUUGGACCUAAGUGACUUGUAUGCUGAUCCCAUACUCAGAUUCCAAAAAAAGUAUUAUCUGAUACUGAUGCCUAUCACCUGCUUCGUCAUGCCCACGGUGAUUCCAGUGUAUUUGUGGGGCGAGUCUUGGGUUAACGCAUUCUUUGUGGCGGCGUUGUUCCGCUACGCGUUCAUCUUGAACGUGACCUGGCUGGUGAACUCGGCAGCGCACAAGUGGGGCGACAAACCUUACGACAAGAGUAUCAAGCCAUCCGAAAAUAUCUCAGUUUCGAUGUUCGCUCUCGGGGAAGGAUUCCACAACUAUCAUCACACGUUCCCGUGGGACUACAAAACUGCCGAACUCGGAAACAACAGGCUCAAUUUCACCACAAAUUUCAUUAAUUUCUUCGCGAAAAUCGGCUGGGCUUACGAUCUGAAGACGGUUUCGGAUGAGAUCAUACAACAGAGAGUGCAGCGAACAGGAGACGGCUCGCACCACUUGUGGGGCUGGGGCGACAAAGACCACGACAAAGAGGAAGUCAAUGCGGCUAUUCGUAUUAAUCCGAAAGAUGACUAAGUUAUAUUGAUUUCUGCAAACUUUAAGGAAAUGAUACCUCACAGGCUUAUAAGCGACUAACACCUAAUCAAUGACACAUAUUAUGUAUAAGUCCGUAAUAUUAAAAAACUCGGAAUAAUAAUCUCUUCACAUAGCUGUUUCCGAAAUUCAAUAAUUCCAAAAGUGAUUAUACAAAAUUUAUUUGGUUUAUGAAAAGCUAUGGAUAAAAUAAGGUGGUUAACACUAUAUACGCACAGUAUCUUGUGCUCAUUAAAACGAAUUAGUCUUUUAUCUAUGAAAUGAUGGUGACUUUGCUAUGCCUAAAAUCUUUAAAGAGUCGCUAAAAUAUUUAUUUGCCAUUAUAACUGAUUACGGCAAAGACUACGUUUGAAUUUACAAGGCUUGAUAUUAAGUAUUUAUGUGUAUCAAGUUGCUGUUAAUUUUUCUAAUUUGUAAUAUCUGGUGCACUUACCAAUAAACAAAGUUAUGAAUAUA
Messenger RNA from Manduca sexta (tobacco hornworm), 1797 nucleotides. It is a transcript of the gene DESAT4, whose product is annotated as acyl-CoA Delta(11) desaturase. The transcript has 5 exons. The coding region runs from base 265 to 1323 and encodes 352 amino acids. Lineage: Eukaryota; Metazoa; Arthropoda; Insecta; Lepidoptera; Sphingidae. Gene Ontology annotation, cellular component: endoplasmic reticulum membrane. The record is from RefSeq and is a predicted model, not a curated record. Gene Ontology annotation, molecular function: stearoyl-CoA 9-desaturase activity; iron ion binding. Gene Ontology annotation, biological process: unsaturated fatty acid biosynthetic process.